CAACUUACGAUUCCCUACCCUGCCCUGAUGGCUACUGGGAGCCUUGCCCACAGCCCGCUGUACCAGAUCCUGGUCCGGGUGUCGGAGAACUAUGUUGGAAUGGAAAGAAAGCUGCAAAAGUAUUUCCAGAACCCAUCUAGGUCCGGGGGAGGCAAGUGCAAAGUCAAAGCUGGUCCCCGUGAAGGCACUUUCUGGGUAGAGUUUUAUAAAAGACAAGCCAAGGAAGGUGUGAUAGCAAAGGGAGAUCACUCUUUGGUGGUUGGUGCUGGAUCACAUGUGAACAUCUACCUAGAAACAAAUGAUGACCUAGGAGAUAACAUUUUGGAGCCAGACCAGCUUUCCUCUCAGACUCAGUCACUCCCAGAGGAAUUUCCAGAUGAGAAGCACCCAGAUGAAGGAGGUGCUGCUAGCGCCUCUGAUUCCUCCACUCCAAAGAUAUUUCUCCAGGUAAGGGCCCGGCUGAACUUCAAGCUUUCCAAAGAGCAAAGGGAGAAAAUCCUUAAGCUUUGCCCAAAUGUCAAAAUAGAGGGAGGCCAGGAUGGGCCUGAGAAAGUGAUUGGUGACUUUGAAGAUAUUAAAAAGAUUUACCAAUUCUUAAGUGAGAGGAUGCUGGAAAAUGACUCAGCCUCAGCAAGAGAAAAUGAACCAGUUACGCCAAAUGAUUGUGACAGUGCUACUGCUCAGACAAACCCAAAACGCAAAACAGAAGAGGAGUCAGAUGUCAUCUCAGUUCCUUCACGUUUGUAUGACUAUUUCAAAUAUUUCUUUGCUGAAACUCUGGACAGAAUACAAAGUGAGUAUCAAGUACGUAUCAAAGGUACUAUGUCAUAUACUACGGGCAAUGUGAGUUUAGACUUUGAGACAAAUAAGUCAUGGGACAGGAGAGCAGCUCAAGAAGCUUUUGCCAGAGCGUUUCAGAGGGAAGUAAAGAAUGUGAUCCAUAAGGAACUUCAUUUCGCAGAUCAUAAGCUGGUCCUUGAAGUCCAAAAAAUACUGGCUGACAUGUUUAAAAGCCUCCGUGUUAAAGCUGAAGGAAAACUCUUAGUCCUCUGUGGAAGCCCACAGGAUCUCUUAGGAGCUCAACAUUUCAUUGAAGCAAACUUCACCCGCAAACAACCUCUGGAAAUGAUGCUUUACCAAAACACAAUGAAGAAUGAAGUUGAGGUUGAUACUGUUUACUUGCGUCUUCUGCGCCAAGAAGUCAAAGACAUAGAGAAAACAUAUGACACUGUAAUGGAAUUGGUGAACAGACCCCAAAUUCGGAGAACACUAGUUAUAUUUAAGCCAAAACACAAAGAUAUCGACCUCUCUGCACAUGCUUAUGAAGAUUUCAUUGAGAUAUUUCAGAUGCUCUUAGCUGAGAUUGUCAAAGAGGUAGUUAUAUUGAAACCAUUAAACCAAGAGAAAAAGUGUCGACCUGAAAAGUCAUUCUUUGAAGAGUUUGAAAGAAAGCACCCCUAUGUAAACUUGGAGUGGUAUGAACAAGAGCUGACCUUGACUGGUUUGCCCAAGUACCUUGCAAAAGCUAUGAAAUAUGUUAAGAGACAUUUUAGUAUUGAAAUUCCUGCUCAGCAAAGAGAAGUUCCAGCUCUCUUCCUUGGAGAAAUUUGGGAUAGAGACCCCAAAUGCCCCUUGGCCAAAAAUGCUGCUGAUUUCAAGGCAACUUUAUCUCCCUUCAAUGAAUUGCCUAGCAGUGCUGACAUAGGAAUAGAGGAGGAGGAAGAAGAGGAGGAGGACGAAUGUGCCAUCUGUCUGGAUGUCAUUCAAGACAAAGAAGUCCUCUCAAAGUGCAAGCAUGUGUUCUGUGCCCCUUGUAUCAAAGAGGCCAUGAAACAUAGGCCAGUAUGCCCUGUAUGCCAGACUUCCUAUCAUAUUGUGAAAGGGAACCAGCCAGAUGGAACAAUGACAGCCUCUUACAGAACUUCUUCACUUCCAGGUUAUAAUUCCUGCGGCACUAUUGUGAUUCACUAUGACAUGAGGGGAGGCAUACAGACACAAGAUCAUCCCAACCCAGGGAGACGCUAUGAAGGAACAAGACGGGUGGCAUACUUGCCAAACAAUGAAGAAGGACGGCAGGUUUUGGUUCUCCUCAGAAGAGCCUUUGACCAAAGGCUGAUUUUCACAGUAGGACAGUCUCGAACAUCAGGAGCCAAUGAUGUGAUCACUUGGAAUGAUAUUCACCACAAAACUCUCCAAUUCGGUGGGCCUGAAAACUUUGGGUACCCUGAUCCCAACUAUCUGCAGCGAGUCAAGCUGGAGCUGAAGGCAAAAGGAAUUGAGUAAGAGUGCUGAAAGCUUCAAGGAUUCCUUGAGAACUGGGCUUGCAAAAGCUGUAGCUGUGGAAAGGAAUCAAAGUCAUCAUUAAAAUAUAUGUGUGUGUAGGCACCAUUUAGAGAAAAAGAAAUGAAUUUGAGAAGAACUUAGUUUGUUUAGGGAUGAAUGGGAUGAACUAUGAUCUGAUUAACCUGUCUAAUUUUUUGGAGAUUUUACUUCUUAUUAGACAAACUGAGAGCCUGGUAGGAAUGUAAACGUUCCUCUAGUGAGAACCCAAGGUUUAUCUCUCAGUCCUUUUCUGCCUGUCUCCACUUUGCUGUCACCAGAGAUGCUGGAGUUAAGGAAUCUUCCAUUGUACCACUUGCACAAGGUGAUGAUGGACCCUCAGGUCCAUUCACAUUAUUUGUGGUAAGCAGUUGGUGGCCUCAGAACUCACCAGUGCUAGCUCCCUUCUGACCGAAAUGGUAGCCAGGAACAUUAAAAAGAUUGGAAGAUAUCCUGAAGAAGAUUAGUCUCCAAAAACAUGAAUUCUUCACUUUAGAAAGAAGCUAUCCAUCUUUGGGACUCUGGCAAAUUUAAUGUAAAUUGAGAAGUGGGGAAAAGAUAUUUCUGUCUUCAAUUCCAGUGACUUACAAUCACUUUCAGGAUCAAAUAGAAAUG
Trichosurus vulpecula (common brushtail) is the source of this 2934-nucleotide messenger RNA. Its product is annotated as E3 ubiquitin-protein ligase DTX3L-like. Gene Ontology annotation, biological process: protein ubiquitination; Notch signaling pathway. Lineage: Eukaryota; Metazoa; Chordata; Mammalia; Diprotodontia; Phalangeridae. Bases 28 to 2283 code for a protein of 751 amino acids. The record is from RefSeq and is a predicted model, not a curated record. The transcript has a single exon.